AUUAUCAUUAUUUUGGCCGAUGAUAUGGGUUUUGAUGAUGUCAGUUUUCGUGGUGGUCGUGAAUUCUUGACACCCAACAUAGAUGCCUUGGCCUAUCAUGGAAAAAUAUUGAAUCGUCAUUACACACCUCCCAUGUGUUCACCUUCUAGAACUGCCUUACUUACAGGACUUUAUCCCAUACAUACGGGUGCUCAGCAUUUCUUACUUUUUAAUGAAGAACCAUGGAGCCUUUUGGAAGGCCAUCAGAAUAUGGCCAAAAUAUUGCAACAAAAUGGUUAUUCCACCAAUUUGAUAGGCAAAUGGCAUUUGGGUCUGGGAAGUCGUAACUUUACACCCACCUAUCAGGGGUUCGAUUAUCACUAUGGCUAUUGGGGAGGAUACGCAGACUACUAUAGUCAUAGCGCAAGAAUGGAAAUAAACUCUAGUCUGGGCUAUGAUUUUCGACGUAAUUUGGAUAUAGUAUGCCCUGAUCCCCAUGCAUAUGCCACGGAUUUGUUUACAAAGGAGGCAGAAGGCAUCAUUUUGGAGAAUGCAGGAUCGAAGCCUUUAUUUUUAUUUGUUUCACAUAUGGCCCCACAUGCAGAGAACAACGAUGAGCCCUUAAAAGCACCAGCUGAGGAAAUUGAAAAGUUUUCUCACAUACCGGAUAGAAAAAGGAGAACUUAUGCAGCUAUGGUCUCAAAAUUCGAUGAAAGCAUAGGAAAAAUUGUUAAAGCUUUGGCCAACGCCAAUAUGUUAAAUAAUUCCAUUAUACUAUUCUAUUCUGAUAAUGGAGCACCUUCGAUGGGUUCAUUUAACAAUACCGGCUCCAAUUGGCCUUUGAAAGGGCAAAAAAAUACACCCUGGGAAGGCGGUGUGCGUGUGCCUGCUGCCAUAUGGAGUCCGUUGCUGCGAAAUCGUGGCUCGUUAUACCAGCAACCCCUCUAUGUAGGUGACUGGCUGCCUACUCUGGCUGCAGCAGCCAAGAUUGAUUUAAACCUUACACUGGAUGGCCUUAAUAUGUGGUACGAGUUAAAAAGUAGUACAACUCAACCGCAUGAUGGGCAAAGGGAAAUUCUUCAUGUCUUAGAUGAAAUGACGAAUUUUACUUCCUAUAUGAAGGGAAAAUAUAAAUAUAUAAUAGGAACAACUUUUAAUGGACAAUACGAUGGAGUAUUACGUCACAGAAAUUUAAAGGUCAUCGAUCCAAGGGAUGAAUCAUAUGCCAAAGUUAUACUGUCCUCCUUGACUUCACAAGUUUUACAUAGUUAUGAUGAGGCACCCCUAACGCCAGCGAAGAUACAGUUAUUGCGUAGUCAGUUGGGAAUAAAAUGUGGCAGCCAGGCUUCUAGUUGUGGAUCCUUGAAGGAAGAAUGCCUUUUUAACAUUUGGUUGGAUCCUUGCGAGCAAAAUAAUUUGGCCCAUCAACCCAAGUUUGCAAAACUCUUAAAGCAAAUGCGUGCAAGAGUUGAGUGGCUUAGAAAGGAUGCCGUAAAACCCAAAAUAGGUGGAUCCCUGGCCGAAUAUGAUCCUUCGCGUCAUAAUUGUAUGUGGACCAAUUAUUUGGAAGAACCUCCAACAGAAUAUACUUUAAAAUGUGACUACAAUUCACCAACACCAUUAUGUCAGGAUAAUAUCGAAUCACAACCAGUCGCCAGACUAACAAAAGAGGAAGAGACAGUUAAACCAGAGGCAUCCUCAGCUCGUCCCCAGCCUUUAUGUAAAGGUGCUGUUUCCGAUUCAGAUUCAGACAGCGAUAGUGUCAAUGAAACAGUCCUCGCAGCCGAAUCAGGAGAUUAG
Molecule: messenger RNA, 1779 nt
Organism: Stomoxys calcitrans (stable fly)
Lineage: Eukaryota; Metazoa; Arthropoda; Insecta; Diptera; Muscidae
Product: arylsulfatase B-like
Exons: 8
Coding region: 25-1779 (584 amino acids)
Source: RefSeq, a predicted model, not a curated record